Messenger RNA from Spodoptera frugiperda (fall armyworm), 7213 nucleotides. Its product is annotated as piggyBac transposable element-derived protein 3-like. The record is from RefSeq and is a predicted model, not a curated record. The transcript is spliced from 2 exons. Bases 5492 to 7192 code for a protein of 566 amino acids. NCBI's taxonomy places the organism in Eukaryota, Metazoa, Arthropoda, Insecta, Lepidoptera, Noctuidae.
GCUCGGUUCGAUGGAGUCGGCCCUACACGCCCGUAGCGAAAGCACAUGCGCGCGCGACUGCGUCGCGCGGCGCCCUACCUUGUACCUAGAUUAUUGUUUGAACUAUAUUACUGCUGUCUGUGUGUUACCUAAUUGUGAUUGUCACUAACUGUGUAAUUAUAAUAUAAUAAACUUUUGUACAUCCGUUACAUGUGUAUUUUUCUACUGUGUGUGUGCGCUGACUUUUUAAUCUAUUAUUACUUUAUGGAUUUAACUAUCUGAAAUAAAUGGUUUAUUAUUAUUAUUAUAAUGACGAUUUAUCCAUUCGACCGACACAUUUUCACUGAGGAAGACUUCCUUCCUUGUUCGGUGACUGACCAUGCUUAUCCAGAAAAUCUAUAGGAUAAAGGUAAUUCAACACCUGACUCCUUAAGUAUUCUCGAAGAGUGUGAUCUUGAUGCUCUUGUAGAAACAGCUGAACCGUCAAGGAAACGCGGCGUGACCGUUACGAGUCGCCGCGGAAACGCUGCGAUUCCGUUACGACUCGCGACGGUACGCGGCGGAAUUAUCGCUCAUUCGUGGAGAUUAUCCGACGAUAUACGGGCGGACUCGUUUUGCACUGUUUUCUUAUUUAUUUCAUUGAAAUUCAUUUGCAUGGUAAAGGUUUUACGAUUAGUCUGACUAAGUAAUCAAAGUGAAUGGGAACAAGAGAAAUUAAUUAAGUUUUUGUGGAAAUAUACGUAUUUUAUCUGAGGUAAGUCAUACUUAUAAUUUUUAUUAAUUUUUUUUUUUUUACUUACUUUUAUUAAUUUUAACAAGAAAUAUAUAGUAUUUCUUUAUUUAUCCUUGAGAAAUAAGCACCAAAAAUUAAUUUAAAAAACACUAUUGUAAUAUUUAUUGGAAGUUUUGUUAUAUUUUUGAUCAUUUCUGAGUUACGAUUUUAAUUGUCCGUUAUAGAGUAAACCUAGUAUGUCCGUUAUAGUAUAACUCUAGUAUGUACAUAAUGCAGUAAAAAACACCACCCCAAUGCACCCCCCUAUUUUUGGUGAUAUUUUUCCGUAUGCUCUUAUAAUUCUCAGAAAGUUAAGUUUUACUUAUGUUGUGUGUAUUUUUGUUAUAGGCCCUUCUGGAAUAAAAUGACCUAUUUAACAUAAUAGAAAGCUCUAACACCUCAACUUUUAAUGAAAAGUUGCUAUUUAUGGAGAACGAGCUACUCAAUCAAUAUGCAGAAAAUGAUCCAAACAUUGCUGAUAUACGAAAGAAAUUAUCAAUUAUCAGACACGAGUUAAAAUAAAGUGGUCAGCGGAUCGCAAUACAAAGACCAGGUUCUUAAAAAACAAUGCCGAGUGGCUUAAAGGAUGCAUAUCGCUACCAAAAGCAGGUAGGUAUGCUUCGAACCAUUUUGUUUGCCCGCAAAAUAAUUGUGUUGUAACGCACAUUAUGUAUCUACUUACUUCAUUUUUAACUUUCUUUCACUUAAGUGUAAAACGUUUUUAAACUUAAGUGAAAGAAGUGAAAGACGAAAAACGCGAGAACUUAGAUCGUCUGAUACAGAUGAAUUGACGUAUGCAACACAAAUGAAAUUACGUGAGAAGGGAAAGAUAGAGGCGUCGAAAAUUGUAAAAGAUUUAACGAAAAGUCCUAGAAGAGCAAGAAAAUAUGCAACAGCAAUAAAAAGAAGUACCGCUGAAGAAGAUUACUUAGACACUUUUAAUUUGUAAAAACAUAUAUUAUUAACAUAGAGAUUCAGCGACCCCACAGUCAAACUAUUAAAACGGUUUUGUGGGGCUUAGUAUAUUGUAAUGUAAUUAUAUGGAAAUUGAAUAAAUAAAUAAAUAAAUAAGAACAGGAUAAAUCAAAAAAGUUAAGACUGUUACGUGCCUUGUUUAUGUAUACUGAAGCGGGACUAAUACAAGCCCAAUAUGAGACAGUGCGAGAAACUAAUCCCAGCUUUUAUCCAUGUUAUUCAGUACUACAAAAGUUAAAAAAAGAAUGCUACCCAGAAAUCCACCGUGUAACAGAAACAUGCGCUGAAGUAAGAGUUCAAAAUCUCAUGGAUCACACGGCGAAACGACUGGUUAUACAUCUUGGCGAAGCCGUGGAUUAAUUAAGUGAAGCAUAUAAACAAUCUUUGGUACUAAUAAGUAAAAGGGGCUGCGAUGGAUCGCAACAGAUGCAGUAUAUAAUGAAAUUUGAAAAUGAAAAUUCUGACGCCAACAUUUUCCAAAGCUCUGUUGUAGGGUAACGGUGUCCUCGUUGUCACAAGUACUAGUUGUCACAACAUCUAUAAUUUCAGAACAGCAAAUAAUUUAAAUACGCGUACGUUGAAAUAUCCGAACGCAACCCAGUGCUACCAACCUCAGAAAGUGUCAUGGCUGCCGGCCGCUCGGAUCGCGAGAAAUAAACAAAAAUAAAAAAUAUUGAAUAUGUAAUACCUAUCAAAUAUGCCUAGGAACCGCAAAAGAAAGACCAACCGAGGCCAAACGUCUGCUGAUGUCAUGAUGCAAGCUGUGAAGGCAGUAGGUCCUGGAAAUUCGAUUCGAAGUGUUGCCCAAGAUUAUAAUAUUAACUAUCGCACACUCUCUCGAUAUUGCAAGAAAAUAAAGAAAAAAGGUGACUCUGCUGAGGUGAUAUCUGUGGGCUAUGUAAAAAUUAGACAGGUGUUCAGUGAUGCUGAAGAGAAUAUGUUAUCAGAGUACAUACAGAGGGCUGCAGAUAUAUAUUUUGGGUUGACUCCAGUGGAAAUUCGUAAAUUAGCAUUUCAGUACGCUGAUGCCUUGAAACGUAAAUUUCCUGCGACAUGGACUAGAGAUUCUAUGGCGGGUGAAGAGUGGCUUAAAGGAUACCUACGUCGCCACCCAGAACUUAGCCUCCGCAAGCCAGAGGCUACCAGUCUCGCUCGUGCAACCAGUUUUAACUCACAUAACGUCAAUAUGUUCUUCAAUCUGGCCCUUCAAUCGCAAUAUAUUUACAGAGUUGGAUUUUGCACCAUCUUAUGUAACAGAUCGUCCAGAAUUAAUCAUGUCAGAAGUAAAUGACAACAACGCUACUCAAGAAUUGGCACCAUCAGAACCAGUACAAAAAACGCCAUCUCCAACUCCUGGAACUAGCACACAGACUCCUCCUUCAGUAUUGUUGACAACCCCUGAGAUCCCAGCUAAUGAGAGGAAUUCUAAUGAUUUCAUUAUGAAACCUCACACAUCUAGUGUGACGGCUGUACCUUUGUUAUCACCUCAAGACAUAAGGCCAUUUCCAAAAGCUCCGGAAAAAAAAACUGUGUUAAAUAAAAGAAAAAGAAAGAGUGCUAUCUUGACUGACACUCCAAUAAAAAAUGAAUUAGCAGAACAACAGAAAAUGAGAAAACUAAAGCCGAAGAUACCUAAAAAGAAAAAAGUUCAAGGGAAAAAGAAAAAGCAACCGAUUAGCAGCAGCGAAGAGGAUGAAUCUGAAGACGUUCUUUGUUUGAUUUGUUUCGAACCUUGGUCUGCCAGCAAACCAAACGAGGAGUGGGUACAAUGUACGAAAUGUAAACUCUGGGCUCAUACAAAAUGUGGGGGCCAGAAAGUUUUGUUCUAUUGCUGCCCAAAUUGUGCUUCAGAGGACGAAAGUGACAGUAGCAAUACAAUGUGACAACAAGGACCUCUAGCUGUGACAACUUACCCCUGAUAUGAGGUUAGUUGUCACACUAUACUUAAGUUUAAAUUUUCAAAAUUUUAUAUCUAAUGUAAGUUGAUUUCUUUAUACUCUGUGGAAUAAUUAAGAUUGAUGAACCAAAUAUUGCGAUUAAAAUCUUAAACUAAAUAAAUCCGUUUUAUUUUACCUAUUAUACAAGUUAAUGUAAUUUUUGUGACAACUAGCACCUGUCUCCCCUACCUCUUCAGCUGGUUUACGAAGCAAAAAAGAAAAUACUGUGGCAAAACCCAACCCCAUCUUCGCCACGGUAUUGUCGGCCAAUACGAAUACGCUUUAUAAAAGAAACCACUGACGUAACAAAUGAAGAAAUAGAUUAUAUUAAAUCCCAAAUAACGUCGCUUACUAAAACUGAAGACAACGGAUUUUCCAUAAAGCAUAAAAUGCUUUUUAUUAUGGUGGAUGGGAAAGUGUGCAAUGCUGCGACUCAUACAAAAGCAACCAUGAGGUGCUACCUGUGCGGAGCCACUUCAUCACAGUUUAAUAAUUUGCAGGAUCUCAAGGCAUGCAAAAAAAACCUGGAAUUUGGUUUGUCUUUGUUGCAUGCUCGCAUAAGAUUUUUUGAGAGCAUUUUGCACGUGGCUUAUAGAUUGCCCGUAAAAAAUGGAAUGUUCGUCUUACUGCGGAGGAGAAACAAAUAGUCGAAUCUAGAAAAAAAGAAAUCCAAGACAAGUUCCGAGAGCAGCUUGGUCUGUUGGUGGAUAUACCAAAAGCUAACUUCGGAAAUAGCAAUGACGGAAAUACGAGUAGACGCUUUUUCGAGAACUUUGCGAUAUCGGCGGAAAUCACAGGUAUAGACAUGAAUUCAAUUUACAGAUUGAAAGUCAUUUUGGACACACUGUGCUGUGGUUAAAAAGUAAAUUCGGAUGCAUUCCACAUAUAUUGCCAAGAAACGGCUAAGUUAUAUGUUUCCUUAUACUACUUUUACCCCAUGCCUUCGACAUUACAUAAAAUAUUAUGCCAUGGUGCUGAAGUGGUAGCGGAGGCCAUUCUCUUCAUUAGACAGUUAUCGGAAGAGGCGGCAGAAGCCCGCAACAAGCACAUCAGGAUGUACCGGCUCAACUACGCCCGAAAGAUUUUCCGGGUAGCUUGCAACGCAGAUGUUUUAAACAGGCUCCUGUUAACAUAUAUAACCCUAUGCUGACGGACAACUUCCGCAAACACAAAGUAUAAAUGAAUCAUUGCCGUCUGAAACACCUAUACAAAUAUCGACUUUACAAGCAAAUCAAUCGACUCAAUUGGAGAAUCCGACUAAUAGACAGGAGAUAGAAGACGUACUCACACCUUACUCACACAUUUUCAACAUACAAAAUAGUUCCACCUACACGAGUCCUUCAACCACCUACAAAUAUUCUGUACUUGAAAAUAUAUCAUUCCCUGGCACCAGGAGUGAAAUGGGUUCCUUGAGUGAUAUAUCUAUUAAUAAUCUAAUGGUUACUUCUGAGGACAUUACGAGCGAACUAUUUAUUAUAUACACCAAAAACACGUAAACGAUAUGUUAGUAAUAAGGAAUCACCUUCAACACCUAUAGUGAACCGUAAUGUUUAUGAAAACGAUUUAGUAAAUACAGAUAAGGAUUCCUAAUAAAGGAUUCCCUCGCCGGAAAGAAGAUAUUCAAUAUAGUGACUCUGAUUUUUUAAAGAAGAAUAAUAGGCCUAAUCCUUUUAAAAAUGAUGUUCCAGGUGAAAAAUGGUUAAAAUUAUUUUUAAAAAGACACCCUGAGGUUGCUGUUCGUACUCCCGAAUCUGUCACAGCUGCAAGCUCGGAAAAUGAUAUAAGAGCUUGGUUCCAUGGUAUACAAACAUAUUUAGAAGAUAAUGCAAUGUUUGACAUUUUAUCAGAUCCCAGUAGAGUUUUUAACGGCGACGAAACAAAUUUCUUGCUGUGUCCUAAGACAGGUGUGGUUCUAGCGUUAAAAGGCGAUAGAAACGUUUAUGAAAUAGACAGAGGUCAAGCUAAAUCUUCCAUAACAGUAAUGUUUACGUUUUGUGCCAACGGAGAUUUAACCCCUCCAAUGAUAAUUCUGCCUUAUAAGCGCCUUCCUGGAGAUAUAGCUACCAAAGUACCAGAAGAAUGGGGUAUCGGGUUAAGCGAUAAUGGCUGGAUGAAGGCGGAAUUAUUUUAUGAUUACAUAAAUAAUGUACUGCAUCCAUAUCUUUUGAAAAAGGGGCAAAUGUUUCCAAUUAUAUUAUUUGUAGACGGCCACAAAACUCAUCUCACGCUGCAAGUCAGUGAACUUUGCACUAAUUUGAAAAUUAUACUAAUCGCACUAUACCCUAAUUGCACUCGAAUUUUGCAACCUGCUGAUGUAGCAGCAUUUUUUCCCUUGAAGUGUGCCUGGAAGCAAAAUGUGCAGCAUGACAGGUUGCACAAAAUUCGGCCAAUAAUUAACGAUCUAAAUAACAGGUUUGCUGCUGUACCUUUGGAACAACGCUUAUCUUUAGACGAACAAAUGUGUGCUACUAAAAUAGGCCAUUAUAUGAAACAAUACCUUCCCAAUAAACCACAUAAAUGGGGGUUCAAGCUUUUCUUGAUAUGUAGCGUAUAUGGAUUUGCACACAAAUUUGAAAUCUACACUGGUGGUGAUAAGCAUCAUCGCAUAAAUGACGAACCAGAUUUGGGACCAACUGGUAACACAGUUGUACGGCUAACACGGAUUGUUCCGAGACGUGCAAACCAUAUUAUUUACUUUGAUAAUUACUAUACAUCUGUGCCCUUGGUCACUUACCUUGCAAAAGAAGGAAUAUAUUGCUUGGGAACAAUCCAGUCAAAUCGUAUACCAAACAAUAAACUGCCAGAUAAGAAAACGCUGAUGAAAAGAACAGUACCAAGGGGACACCAUGAGGAGCAGGUUGCCAAUGUCGAUGGUAUCGAUAUCAGUGCAGUAGUAUGGAAGGAUAACAAACCCGUGACUCUGCUGUCGACCUAUACCGGAGCCAUGCCUGUAACCACUAUUUCAAGAUAUGAUAAAGCGACGAAACAGCGAGUAUCAAUAAAUUGUCCUAACGUAAUAAAAGACUACAACACCCAUAUGGGGGGAGUAGAUCUUCUUGACAGUUUUGUUGGAAGGUACCAUAUUACUCGCAAAAGCAGAAAAUGGACAAAUCGCUUGUUUUUCCACCUUUUGGAUGUGACCAUCAUAAACUCAUGGCUAUUAUAUAAAAAAACUUUGAAACAGACCAGAUCUGACACAAGGCCUCUGAAUCUUUGCAAAUACAGACUUGAGCUGGCAAAUUCCUUAUGUAAUCUUGGCGUACAGGGCAAUAGUACAAAAAGAGGCUGCCCAAGCUCUUCAUCUUUGGAAGCGGAAUUGCAGCUGAAAAAGAAGCGUGGACCAGCACAAACUAUGCCACCUAAAGAUGUCCGCCAAGAUAAAACCGACCACUGGCAAAAAUGGGGUGAUAGGGCCAGGUGUAAAUACCCGAACUGUAAGGGCUACACAUUUACAUAUUGUGAAAAAUGUCAAGUUAGCUUAUGCUAUAAUAGAGAUAAUAAUUGCUUUUAUAAAUUUCAUACAGAAUAAAUAAAGAAUUUUUAAUUUCUA